This is a messenger RNA of Salvelinus fontinalis (brook trout), 3110 nucleotides long. RefSeq names its product butyrophilin subfamily 1 member A1-like. NCBI's taxonomy places the organism in Eukaryota, Metazoa, Chordata, Actinopteri, Salmoniformes, Salmonidae. The record is from RefSeq and is a predicted model, not a curated record. The transcript has 5 exons. Bases 207 to 1148 code for a protein of 313 amino acids.
GGGAGGAGACACUUGGGAUGGAUGGGGAACAGUGUUGUUUGUAGCAGCUCAGGUUGUAGGAGGACAGAUUGGGGCUUGCUAUAGAACAAAAAAAGGAUACUAUAAGACAGUGUGUUUGCAGCAGCUCAUCGGUUUCAAGUCACUGUAUCGCGUCGCAGAUAGAUGAUCCUGUAGUUCUACAUGACUUCUGUCUUUAACGGGACAAUAUGGAGACUUAUUCGGCCUGCGGGUUGUGGACACUUUUAAUGUACAUCAUUAGUAUAUCAUCAACAUCAAGAGACACAGGCGGUACAGUUCAACCCAUUGUGGCCUUAGUUGGUGAUGACGUCAUCCUGCCUUGCACCCUGAGAAGCACUAUCAGUGCUGUGCAUCAGACAGUAGAGUGGCAGAGACCGGACCUAAAACCAAAAGAGGUCCAUCUUUACAGAGAUGAGAAGGAGGAUCUGGUGCUCCAGAAUCCAGUCUUCAGGGGAAGGACGUCACUGUUUAAAGAAGAACUAGAGAACGGCAACGCUAGUUUAAAGUUGACCAGAGUGAAACUCUCUGAUGCUGGAAACUACACCUGUUACAUUCCACUGCUGGACCACCAGAAAAGCAUCAUUCAACUCAUUGUUGGUGAGUCAACACACCUGCUGACCACCCAAACCCCCUUAGGAGACAGAUCUCAUGAAAUCAAGGGUGCUGCAUCUAGACCAGUUAUCAUCAUUGAGGGAAUCAAAGGCGAUGAGGUGGUCCUGCGGUGUGAGGCUGAAGACUGCUACCCAGAGCCUGUCAUGGAGUGGUGGGACGCUCAUGGACGUGUCCUCCCUGCUGCUGGACCUACAGAGACAUCCAGAGACCGUGAAGGCUGCUACACUGUGACAAGCCAUGUUAACGUCCCCAACUCUGACAACAACACCUUCACCUGUCGGGUUCAACAGUUGGAGAUCAGACACAUGAAGGAGAGACAGGUUCACGUUCCAGAUCAAAUGUUUCCUAAGACGUGUCAUUCCUGCUGGCUGACAGUUCUGGUUGCAGUUCUGGUUGAAGCUGUAGCUGGAGUUGGAGUCGGAGCUGGAGGUCUCUACCUGUUGAUAAAAAAAGAGAUAUUGACCUUCAGAAAGGAACGAAGAAGGAAUGAAGAAGAACAAGGAGACGAUGAAGAAUGAGGAAGAUGAGGCCAUUGAAUCCAGUCUGUCAUUGGUUUAAAUGUGAAAUGAUCUAUAAUAAUAGUGUUAUGUGCCAUUUAACAGACAUGUUUGGAUGGUCCCAGGAAUCAAACCCACUAUCCUGGACUUACAAGGACCUUAACUAUGACUAUAUAGGAAUAUGCAUGGCUAUAUUUACAUUUGAGUCAUUUAGCAGACGCUCUUAUCCAGAGCAACUUACAGGAACAAUUAGGGUGAAGUGCCUUGCUCAAGGGUACAUCGGCAGAUUUUACAUCUUGUUGGUUCAGGGAUUUCAACAAGCGACAUUGGUUACUGGCCCAACGCUCUUAACCACUAGUCUACCUGCCGCUCCAUAUACAGCACUAUGUCAUCAGCAUUAGUUUUUUCUAUCAGACAUCUUUGGUGUAGUUUACGUAGUCUGUGCUGAUUUAUUUGAUUUAUUUCAUCAUAUAGUGAAAGGACCAGCUAUUGCAUACAGAAGCAAUCAAUGCCUGGCUGAGUUGGUGAGAGACUUCUGUGUUGCCGGGGUCGCGACACAGGUCAGCGUAGGGAGUUGCUGUAGGGACUCUUAUCAGGCUCUUCUCGGGUACUAAGAUUUGUCUCUGGGGUCAAAAUGACCUUUAACUGUGCCAAAGAGGGGCAUUGUAACUUCACUGCCAAAAUUACCAGGUGCUCUAUGCUGUAACUUCAAUAUUGAAGUAAUAUUGAAGGUCAGUCCACCUCACUGACCUUCAAGGUAGACUAGAGAAGAACGGGAGAAACUCCCCAAAUACAGGUGUACCAAGCUUGUAGCGUCAUACCCAAGAAGACUCAAGGCUGUAAUCGCUGCCAAAGGUGCUUCAACAAAGUACUGAGUAAAGGGUCUGAAUACUUAUGUAAAUGUGUAUUUUAUUUUAUUUUUUUAUUUUUUUUGCAAAAAUCUCUAAACCUGUUUUUGCUUUGUCAUUAUGGGGAAUUGUGUGUAGAUUGAAAAAAAAACUAUUUAAUUUUUUAAAAUAUAAGGUUACGCUGUAUGCACUGUACUGACAUGCAUGAUUGUUGAUCAUGUUCAGAAGAAGGCAAUUAAAUAGUGUACUGUACACAGCAGCCCACAGCAGCCUCAACUCUGACAGCUGUGUAGCUGCUGGCCAAGUCAUUCAGAGACUUUAUCAUUCAGGAUGGAACUUUCCUCUGCUGCUAUUUUUACCAUGUAAUGUUACUACGACAACAGCAUCAGAACACCCUAUAGAACAACAGUUUAUGUAUUUACCUAGUCGGCUUGUUGCCGUGUGUUAGAGGAAUGUUCCUCCUGAGAUAAAUUCCCGUUGCGAUAGGGAGAGAAACGUAUUCUGACGGGCAGUCAAUGCACAACAAUUCAUAAUGCAAUUGAAGGAUAGCAGUUUUUACGGAUCUAGAAGCACAAGCAUUUCGCUACACUCGCAAUAAUAUCUGCUAUCCACGUGUAUGACAAAUACAAUUUUGAUUUGUAAUGUAUGUGAGGUCUUUUGAGACAUCAUACUAAAUAUGUUGACUUGCUGGUCAAGGGAAAUGCAAGUUUACUUCUUUGAGUUGCUGAGUCAGAGACGCUAAGCCUUGUGGGAUAUUAAUGAAUGUGAACUCAGCAACCGUAAUUCCAGAACAGUCCCACUGUUGUAAUAGUGGGAUGUGUAUCUUCUGACAGACUCUAUGCUGAGUAAAGUCAGAACUCAUUUUUGCUAAAUCAGCCUUUGGAUUCCUUGCACCUUGUGUUUGGAAGAAUAUACAAUGCACUUAAGAAAUGGAGGAAUUGGUGUCUAAGGCAUUUGAUGGUUGUUAGGGGACCUUAUUACUGAAUAAUGUCUGUUUUUAUGAUCGUGUUUUACUUUUCAUAUAUUUUAAUGUGUAGUUUGUAUUAUAUUGUGGUGAUAUACAGGGCUCACCUCCUGGAAAGGAGACCUGUCUCAGCAUUAACUUCCUGUCAAAAUAUACAAAUUUCUAAAGACA